Eufriesea mexicana is the source of this 7418-nucleotide messenger RNA. RefSeq lists its product as uncharacterized. The coding region runs from base 1114 to 5928 and encodes 1604 amino acids. NCBI's taxonomy places the organism in Eukaryota, Metazoa, Arthropoda, Insecta, Hymenoptera, Apidae. The transcript is spliced from 8 exons. The record is from RefSeq and is a predicted model, not a curated record.
GUAACGCGGGAAUCUGCGCGGUAUCUUAUUAAUUUCGCGAGAGAAAUGGGCAAGGGAGGAAAAUGGAGCGAGGAACGGCGACAUUUAGCGGGGGGUUUAAGCGGAAUCCGCGCGGAGAUUCGCGGAAAAACGCGCUUCAGGUUUUCGCGGUACCCCGCACGGCCGACCCAGAGAGAAGAUGCCCCGAAGCGAAGCGAGACUCGACGGCGCCUGCGUGACCAUGUGACGCCAUUGGCGAACCGGGCAGCUCGUCCGCUAGACAUUCAGUCUCGCCUCAGCAUCGAACGAGGUUGUUUGCGUUCGCGGUGCGCACGUCGUUCGGUAAGCUACAUCACGGAAGUAGUCGAAGCUCGAGUUAAUCCGACGGUCGUCGCGCUAACCUAUUCGAACGCGGAAAACACGGGACACGGGAUCGCGCGAGGUCGAGGAAGAAAACAGAAACACCGCGGAGCCGGUUGAACGCUUUUGCUCCUUCUUCCGCCGGAAACGAAUCGGUGGAAAUCGAUCGAGGCCGAAGGACGAAAGGUGCGAAACGAGUGGAAGGAAGGAAGGAAGGAAGGGAGGAAGAUAAAGGAGGAAGAGAAGAACGCGGAGGAACGAGGGAAGCACGAUAGAGAGAUCCGCGAGGAGCUCGUUCCCUCUGCUGGUAGAGCUAUCGUUUGGACGGACGAUUAACACGCGAUACGCGCGCGCGCCUUCUCCAUUUUCUUUUUUCACUUUUUCCCCCGUUUUUUCUCCCGUACAUUCGCGGAAUCGACGGGCGACAGACGAUAACCCUGGUCGUCUCUCUCGUACCGUUCCAAUUAACGUUCCAGUGAUAAACACGUGUCUGCGAGAGUGCAGGAAAGGAAGAGAAAGGGCAAGCGGGUGAGGCGAGUUUGUUCGUUUCGCGUCUCAGACGAUGCUCCUGCCGUUCGGACGAGUGACGAGGUCUAACUAAGGGGACACAGGCGAGUCGAAUAUACGGUCGUUGGCGAUCCGGUGUGGUCGGUGCGUUCGACUCUCCGUGAUCAUCGCGGGGAGUACAUGCAACGAUCGGGUGCGUUGUCGCGUGUGUCGAUUCGUGGUUAUUCUUACUAUGCACACUGAGAGGUACCCGAUUACUAUGAGAGAAUGAGCUGCUCGGUGAAGAUUUCGUGUGGCAAGAGUUGGAGCGGAUCGCAGCGAAGGAUCAACUCCCUCGCGGAGGAAACGACGUGCCCUACGGCUGGAAGUGCGAGCUGCGCCGGCCUAGCGGGUCAACCGACCGCCGUUGCGUCCACGUCGGCGUCCACCACGGCCACCACGUCCACGCCGACCACCGCUAGCACCGUCAGCCCGAGCACGCUGACCAGCGGUAGCAGCCAGAGGCUCGCGCCGCCGCGUCCUGUCAAGUCGAUCGCCGCUAAAAAAGGGGAGGAUACCACUAAACUGCUCAAGUACAUCGACGAUAACGUCAUCGGCAAGAACGGCACGUUCUUCGGACCAUUCGGCCGCAGGAAAGUGGUCUACUGCGACUACACCGCCUCCGGAAGGUCGCUGCAAUUUCUCGAGGAGUACAUCGCGAAGGAGGUGCUGCCAUAUUUGGGCGACACCCGGGCGUCCACGUCCAUCUGCAGCCUCCAGUCUUCUCUGUUCAGACACGAAGGCAGAGACAUUGUUCGACACGCGGUCGGAGCUGGCGAGCAGGAUGCUGUUUUGUUCACGGGUCAAGGCACAGCGGCUGCCCUUCGAACGCUGCUGCGACACCUCGAUCUCUCCAAAUCCACCGUCGUCUUCGUGGGGCCAUUCGAGCACCACGCGAACCUGCGGCCAUGGCGAGAGUACGGCGUCAGGAUAGUACGGGUAAGCGAGACCCGGGAAGGCUUCUUGGAUCUGAACGAUCUCGAACGGAGCCUGAUCAAAGUGCGAGCCGAGGGUGUUACGCAAAUGAUCGGAUGCUUCAGCGCUGCCAGUUGCAUAACCGGGGUUUUGGCAGAUGACGUCGCCACGACCCUCCUGCUGCAUCAGUAUGGGGCACUUAGCGUCUGGGAUUACACCACAGCAGCCCCGUCCAUCCAGAUCGAUAUGAAUCCACAUCUGCCCGGCGUCGGGGAGACGACCGUGCACAAAGACGCGAUUAUUUUCGCCGGACACAAGUUCAUCGGCGGAGUUCAGUCCCCUGGCGUGCUCGUGACCAAACGGUCCCUGUUAAAAGAUAAAAUUGCCACGGAGGACAUGAGGGACUCCCAUCACUAUCAUCGGGAUCCGGAACUCCGCGAGGAGAGCGGCACCGCGGGUGUCGUCGAGACCAUCAGAUGCGGACUCGCGAUGCAGCUGAAGGAGAAUGUCACGCCGCGAGCGAUCGUCGCUCGUCAAGAUAAGAUUUCCAGGCAAGUGCUGGCACACGUACGCACGAUUCCGGAACUGAUUCUGCUAGGCAGCGGCUCGCAGAAUGUUAAGAGGCUGCCGAUCUUUUCGUUCAUGGUGCGUCAUCCACGGGGCACGUUCCUUCACCACAACUUCGUGUGCGCCGUGUUGAACGACGUGUUCGGUAUACAGGCGCGUGGCGGCUGCGCGUGUGCCGGACGUUACGCUCACGACCUGAUGGGAAUCGACCAGCAACUCGCCAAGGAGUACCAGAAGGCUCUCGUAGAGGGGGAACGGAACACCGUGAACGAGGAGACGAACGCGGAGGGCUUGAGGCCGGGCUUCGCAAAACUCUCCUUCCCUUACUUCAUGUCGGAGGCCGAGGUGGCGUUUGUUCUGGAGGCAUUGAAAAUGGUAGCGACGGAAGGUUGGAAAUUGCUGCCGCAAUACGUGCUGAACCCGGAUACGGGUGAAUGGCGGCAUCACACGAAUAGCGUGUUCAAAGAGCGAAAGUGGCUCAGCUCGAUCAGAUACACGGACGGGAAGAUGAACGCUUCCGAGAGACGGGUAUCCGGCUCGGGCGUGCUUCCGCAGAACUACGGCGAUUGUUUGCAGACAGCUCGGAAUAUUUUCAAUCGCGCCCGGAAAAUGGCGCAAAGGUAUCCGCUCCAGAUAGACCGUAGCUACAACUUCGUGUCCGAACGAUUGGAGUCGCUGCGAUGGUUCAUGCUGCCAAGCGAGGCCCAGGAUCUUCUUCUGGGCAACUCGCAGAACGUAAAGCAAGACGUGCCUUUCAAUCCGAUGCUAUCUUGGAGCAAGCACAGCAAUCAUCACACGCCGACCACCACGCACGACAGCCUGGUCAACUGCUUGGCCCUGGCUAAUAGCAUCCGUCGACUGAACAGCGACAUUCCCCGAACGGGAAACGCUCCGAUCUCGUCCAAUUCGCCCAGACAUCGGAGUCUUCCCGUACUCAGCACGGCCAGGAAAACUCUGAUGAACGCGGCAGAGUUCCAGACUUCCUCCUCGUCUAGCCCGGCGAGCGGCAACGAGGAGGAACGACACGCGUCGUCCACCGCCGUCGAUCGAAAUACCGACUCGGCCGGUCAGAGGUCACCGGCUACUUGCCCGAGUUCUCCGAUGCCCGUGAGGUUCGCGGUUGGCGAGGCGGUCACGCCAUCGGCCCUCGGCACGAUGCCCCACGCGGGCAACAGGCCAAUUAAAGAGCAGAGAGAUCUGAUGGACUCUGCCAAUGCCGGUCGUGCCAGGUGCAACUCCCUCGGCAGUACCACCGCCGCUGGGAACGAUUCGGGGAAUCGAAACGUCGCGUCCUCCUCGUCCUCGCCGAUCCCGCCGCUCCCGUUGAGCCCUCAGACGUUGACCAGCCUGGGCUUGAGCGGAAACAACGGCAACUCCUCGAAGCACAGGCGACACCAUUGCAGUUGCAGCAGUCAGACCGACUUGAAUUCUCUGGAGCUGGACAAUGGCAGCCCGAGUCACUCGAUCCUCUCCCUCAAUUGCCACAAUCCGACCUCGCCUCCCUCCUCCUACUCCUCCGUCAGCGAUUACACGGAAAAGUUCGUGGGCGGAGGCAGGUCGUCGCCGGUUUCCGCGAACGGUGGCCAAAGAUCGGAGGACGAUCUGAGAGCUUACGUGAAAGAGGUGACGAAGGAAUUGGCCACGGAGAUCAAGUCGGAGAUUCGAGAGGUGAUCUCCAAGGUGGACGAUGCGUUGUCGGAAACCAACACCUCCGAGAACACGCCGCAGCAUCAUUCGCGUAAUCUGAGCGCCAUCAGCCAGCUCUCCGUGGAGGACAAACAAAUGAGACACGAUUCGUUCACCGCCAGCGACAUCGCGGAAUACCUGAUGGAAUUCUCGAAGGAAAUGGCCAGCGAGGUAAAGUCCGAGAUCAGAUGCAUGGUGAACGCGGUGGACGGAUUGCACAGACACUCGCCGGAUGCCUCGGCAUCCGACGUGUCCUCGAACGGAUGCGGCUCUCCGGACAGAGGGAGGAUCGUACAGUCCUCGUCGUCGCCAAGAAUGUCUAGCGCGAGACGAAGCGGACCAAUAGAGAUCUCUGGCAAGGUCGGCGAGCUGACUCAACAGGAGAGCAAGAUGUCCAGCGAGUGCUCCUCGGACGAGACGGUGAUAUACGUGAUGAAACCGCCGGAGAACGAGCAGAUGGUUCGCAAUCAAUCGAAGACGGACGACGAGGAGGUGGUGCACGAUUUGGACGACGAUCUGAACGACGACGAUUCUCAGGAACGCGGAGGCCUGGAGAUCGGCGACGCGCGAAAGAUCCUACCGAAAAUUUAUUCCGCGGUAAACUCGGUCAGUUCGCAGGACAGCGGGAUCAAUCUGUCCUUCCACGAGAGCGACAAGUCUCUGGACUCGGUGGACUUGAAACGCAGCAGUAGCGCCGAGUCCAAUUCCACGAACAGCUACGGUCGCAAACCGAGGGCGACUUCGAUGACCGCUUUGUGCAGCAAGGCCAGUUGCAAGCAACAAGUCCGUCAGAACGACGACUUCUCCGAGGACGAGGAAUGCUCGGGCGACUUGAAGGAGGAGGAGGACGGGGACCAAGGUGCAACGUUCGCGGACGGAAAGACCGUGGAAGGGUCUCGACCGCAAUGGCAUUGCCCGCCGAAGAACAUUUGGAAACCGUCAGUGGAGGCCAUGCAGGAAUUCGAUAUGAUUCGGGACAACGACAGAGUACUGGUUUGCUUGUCGACCAACGGCAAGGGUUCCUUGUCCUUGCUGCACACGUUGCACCAGUAUCGAUUCUACGUGAGGUCGAAGGGCGUGGACUUUGAGAUCGGAGCAGCCACGGUGGACGGAAACAGGUUUGACCCGCUGGAACUGAUGACUUACCUGAAGGCCCUUGACGUCCCGUACUUCUACGAGGAGCAGAGCAGCGAGUCGAAGUGCAACAGCGGCGAGAGUCACACGGACGAGGCUGUGGAUGCCAGCGGAGCUUGCAGCUUUUGCAACCGAGCGACCAGGGCACAGUUAUACGCGAUCGCCAAGCGGCACAAUUACAACGUGCUGGCUUUGGGCCAGCAUUUGGACGACCUGACCGAGGGUUUCUUCGUUUCGGUGUUCCACGGUGGCAAGCUGAAAACCAUGAAAGCCCACUACUACAUACGCCGCCAGGAUCUCAGGGUCAUCCGGCCGUUCGUGUACGUACGGGAGAAGGCGUUGAGGCAAUUUGCCGACGGCAAGAAGCUAUUGGUUUCACGGGAAACCAGGUCAAGUGACCUUCCCGAGAAGCAGAAACAAAGCAAGGAGCUGAUACUCCAGCAGGAACGCGCCUAUCCUCGACUCUAUUCCUCUCUCAGAACUGCCUUGCGACCCCUGAUCGACGCUCAUAGGCAGCUGAUCGACCUGGACCUCGCAACGGCGAUGGGCGGCAACGCGGCCAGCAAUUCCAGCGGCUCCGGUUGCAGUUCCACAGGCGGCAGUACCGGACCGUCUGGCGCUAGUAGUCAGCAGAAGAGACAGCGGAGAGUGAAGACGAAUUCGGUUUCAACGGCCGCGGUUCAGUGCCAGGGAAAGGAGCACGACGACAACGAAGAGACCGACGAAGAACCGGUCCUUUGAGGGAGACCCGUCGCGAGAUGGGAUUUCAAUCGUUCUUCGAUCUCAUCCUCGCAUCACCGUCGAAAGCUACCGUUGUCGGCGUGCUCCGUAGUCAGGAGGAGGCGAAUGCGUUUCGCCGGUGCUGCCGUCACCGCGAAGAUUCAGGAUCCUGAGGGUGAAUGCUAAGCAACAUCGAUCCUAUGCUCCAUUAGGCGCGAUCGAUCGUCAGAGGGGAAGGAUCGCGACGAAUGAAUCGAUGAUGAGAUAGACACACACACGCGCGCGCGUGCGCGCGCGUAUGCACACACACAACACACAUAUAUACACGCGCGUUUAGUUCGACGAAGACGCAUCCGGUCUUCUGGACUAACUUCUGCUAGGCUACUCUUCUGCCAGUAGCGAUCGCAAGAUCGUUUUUCUUUUUUUUUCCCCCCCCCGUUUAUCGGACGGUCGAUGCGUAGCAGAGGUUGUCGAAGUUUUGUCCGUUCGCCCUCUGCCGCGCGCAAUCGCGCGAUUCACCGAAGCUUCGCCGAGCUUCCGUGAACGCGUUCUCCGGUUCUCCAUCCUUCGGUACGAAGACGCUCUAACGGAUAAUUUGAUUUCGCGUCGUGAAACGUUUUGGUUUAGCACGGGCGUGCGCAAAGGAACGCCGAUGCACGAAAGUAGGAUACUCGCUCGAGCCACGGACGCGACGACGGACAGGACCUUCGCGUUCCCCACGAGUCGGCCAUUGUUCGGCGCGACGCGAUCCUGACGCCCGUCGUCGCGGAUCGUUCGAUAUCUAACGAUAUAAAUUGCUUCGUAAGCUACUUAAACAGAACGUUGUGCGCGGUUAAAUGUUACUUACGUAAGGACACUUAGCGUUUAAUAAUCACCAACAUGUUGAGACUUCGGUUGACUUUUCGAGUUCGGAGCACGCGAACACUGUGGAGAGUUGUGUGUGGGCCGGGCUGCUGCAGAGUCCGGUCUGACGAAAAGAGACGGAAACUGACGUUUGAAAUCGGAACGAGAGAUAUACGAUGCGCGAAACGAAAGUGAACACGUGAUCGAAGAAAGCAAUUGGACUUAAAGUGUAACGGGAUCGCACCGAGGGAACGAUGAAGGACGAUGCGACUUGAGAAGCGGCAAAACCUCGACUGCUCAAGGGACCGUGCAGCUCAGCGUACGAGGGACACUUGAUUUUUUAUAUAAUUGUGAUUUGAUAAACCAACGAGCCUCGUGUCUCGCGCCAGUGACGAUUAGGGUUAGUCGCUUAAGAUACCAAAUUUUUGUAAAAUCGUGCUCACUCGUCGAGCAUUUUACCGAUGAUCGAACGUGAUUCUACGCACGAUGUCUUUCAAUAGGAGAGAGAAUUGAAAGGAUUUCAGGGGAUAUAGGGCUUCUGUUGUCGUUUCGAAUCCAUAGGAUGUUCAUUUUUUUGCGGUCAAGAAAAAUGUCGUCCUUGCCGAUUCGCAAGCGCCGAUUCCGCAUUGCGGAAACUACGAGAAAAUAGGGGGGUUGUGUGUGUGUGG